Messenger RNA from Debaryomyces hansenii CBS767, 1041 nucleotides. RefSeq names its product Pho23p (gene PHO23). Lineage: Eukaryota; Fungi; Ascomycota; Pichiomycetes; Serinales; Debaryomycetaceae. The record is from RefSeq and is a predicted model, not a curated record. Gene Ontology annotation, cellular component: nucleus; Rpd3L complex; Rpd3L-Expanded complex. The transcript has a single exon. Gene Ontology annotation, biological process: regulation of DNA-templated transcription. Bases 1 to 1041 code for a protein of 346 amino acids.
AUGAGGAGCCAGCAGCAGCAGUUCCAACAGUAUAAGCAAAAGGCCAAAAAUAUCAGCAAUGCUAACGAAUUGUUACCGGGGUUGAACGAUAUUUCAGAUGCAUUCGAAGCAUUACCAUUGGAUUUGAUCAAAUAUUUCACACUUCUCAAAGAAAUCGACGCCAAAUACAUCAAUACGGUGCCGGUGAUCAAUAGGAAUAUCAAGAGCUACAUUGAUAGGUUACAUAUCACCAAGAAUAGCCCACCGGGGAUGAAGGAGAUGAACAAACCGACCAAGAUCGACAAGUUGACGGUGAUAAGGGACAAAAUACACGAGAUUAUUCCGUGUUUGGAGGAGAAGAUGCACGUAACGUCAGUUGCGACGGAUUUGUUGCACAAGCAUCUUUAUAGGAUCAAUGCGGACUACAAGUUGAUUGUGAACAACAAUGAGAUUCCGGAGUCGAUUAGAAUUGGGCCGUUGAACCACCCAGCAAUGAUUAUGGAUUCUGCGGGCCCGGUGGAUGCCAACGGGAACUUGUCGGCACAAUCACAGAGAAGCGAGAGCAGAAGAGAGGCGCUUGCAGCCAAGAAGGCGCAUAAGGACCAUUACGACGACGAUGAGCCAAAAAAGAGAAAGGCUAUGGGCAACAAGGAAGUUUCACCAUCGAGUGAUGUUCCACUGGCAUCGAAGCUGGCAUCUAACUCGAAAAAACGGUCUAGAAAGGAUCCAGAGGAGAUGUCGUCGAGAUCCGAUACUCCGUCCAUGUCGACAGUGCUCAAUGGCCCCAACAAGAAGAGAAACACCACGAAGCCUAAAAAGGACGAUAAGGAUGUCAGUAACGACGUCGUACACCCAGGCCCCAGCCAUACCUCUGCUAACAGCAGCGAACCAACGUACUGCUACUGUAACCAGGUCUCGUUUGGUGAAAUGGUGGGGUGCGACGGUGACGAUUGUAAGAGAGAAUGGUUCCAUUUACCGUGCAUCGGCUUCAAAAACCCGCCAAAGGGAAAAUGGUACUGUGACGACUGUCUCAUGAAAAUGAAGAAGCUCAGGAAGGUAUAA